AGGGGACAGGGAGCAGCCGCGGGGAGCCGCCACCCGGGGCACGGGGACAGGGACCGGAGGGCAGAGAGGGCGGCACGGCGGGGACGGAAGCGCCGGGAGGGGACCGGCGGGGGACACAGCACGGGGGGACACGGAGAGCGGUGGAAUAUUGAGAAUCGAGGAGACACGGAGAGAGAGCGGCGGGGACACCCGGCUACCGCACAGGAACGCAUCGGUAGAGGCUCUGCCCGCUCUCUGCCCUCACCCUGCCCCAGGCUCGAUGCGGGCCGGCGCUGGCCAUGGAGAAGCUGUACCUGGCGGGGAGCAGCACCUGGACCAUCAACAGCUCCCUGGGGAACGGCAGCCUCCGGCUGGGGAACCUGAGCGCCGGCAGGAACAGUACCGCCGACCCCCUGAAGAGGAACGAGGACAUGGCCAAGGUGGAGGUGACAGUCCUGUGCCUCAUCCUGUUCCUCGCUCUGACCGGCAACCUGUGCGUGCUACUGGCCAUCCACACCACCCGCCACAAGCACUCCCGCAUGUACUUCUUCAUGAAGCACCUGAGCAUCGCUGACCUGGUCGUGGCCAUCUUCCAGGUGCUGCCCCAGCUCAUUUGGGACAUCACAUUCAGGUUCUAUGGGCCAGAUUUCCUCUGCCGCUUGAUCAAGUACUUGCAGGUAGUGGGAAUGUUCGCUUCCACCUACAUGCUCCUGCUGAUGUCCCUGGACCGGUGCUUGGCCAUCUGUCAGCCACUGAGGUCCCUGCACAGGAGAGCUGACCGGGUCUCUGUCCUCCUCACCUGGCUGCUGUGCCUGCUGGUCAGCAUCCCUCAGAUCCACAUAUUUUCUCUAAGGGAUGUGGGGAACGGGGUUUAUGACUGUUGGGCAGAUUUCAUCCAGCCCUGGGGACCGAAAGCCUAUGUUACCUGGAUCACCCUCAUGGUCUAUAUCAUCCCUGUGUUCAUGCUGAGCAUCUGCUACGGCUUAAUCAGCUUCAAAAUCUGGCAGAACGUGAAGCUGAAGACGGCUCACGGGCCCAGCGUGGGUCUGGGCUCAGGCUCCCACAGAGGGAUGGUGUUUGCCAGGGUCAGCAGCACCAGGCUCAUCUCUAAAGCCAAGAUCCGGACAGUCAAAAUGACCUUUAUCAUCGUGCUGGCGUUCAUAGUGUGCUGGACUCCCUUCUUCUUCGUGCAGAUGUGGUCAGUGUGGGACAUCAACGCGCCGCAGGAAGCCUCCCCGUUCAUCAUUGCCAUGCUCCUGGCCAGCCUCAACAGCUGCUGCAACCCCUGGAUCUACAUGCUCUACACCGGGCACCUCUUCCACGACCUCGUGCGCCGCUUCCUCUGCUGCUCCACGCGCUACCUGAAGUCGCGGCCAGCGUGUGACCUGGGCAAGAAGAGCAACUCCUCCUCCUUCGUCCUCAGCUGCAGGAGCACGAGCCAGAGGAGCUUCAUGCAGCCGUCCACGACGUGAGGCCAUCACCAGCCAGGACGUUGUGCCUCUGCUGUGCUGCCUCCAGUGCUUCCCUGUGGCAAGCUGUGCCCGGACAAGGAGGGGGUCUAUAAAUAGGUGUAUAUAUGCCUGUCAGCAUGUACAGAGGGCCUUAUUUAACUGAGACGGGAGUGGGGCAGGAAUUCUGUGUCCAAGUUUCAGGCUGGGAUUAGACACCAGGAACUCGCUCCUGAGCCCCAAACGCUAACAUCAGUGGCUUAGGGAUGCCACCAGGAGGGACAGGUCUUGUCCCGAGCGACCGGGUGCUGCUGGGGCAGGUGUGACGCACCAUAUGGGAUGGAAGGGGCUGCUGCAGCACAGGGUGAUGGGUGUCAUCCCCGGCACAGCGCUGGGCACUGUCCCACCUGCACCUGCAGCACGGUCCUGCAGGAUGCCGGCUCCUGGCACCGCGCUCUCAGCACAGGCGCUCUCGCUUCACUUGCAGCCAUUGGAGCAGAGGCAGCCCCAUCCCCGCAUCCCCGCAUCCCCGCAUCCCCGCAUCCCCGCAGCCCCGCAGCCCCGCAGCCCCGCAUCCCCGCAGCCCCGCAGCCCUGCACCGUGCCAGCCCUGCACCGUGCCAGCCCUGUUCCCCCUGCCUAGGCUCAGAGAAGGGCAUCCUGGCGGGCAACAGGGACCAGCCUUGCAGGGCACAGCGCUGUCGCCCCAGUGUCCCCACCCCAGCUCUGGACCUCAUCCCCAGCGAGGCCGUGCAGACGGUCGGCAGGAGCCUGGAGCGGGCACGGCUGGGGCCGGGAUCCGGGCAGGAACGCCCUGGCCGAGCGUGCUCAGCAGCUUCCACACGGGCGGGUGUGCGGGAUCCGGGCUGGGCUCCGUGGGCUCUGACAGGGACAGUCCCGUCACAUCCCCGACACCAGGCCUGGCUCUGGGGUCAGCGCAGAUCCCGUGAAGGCUCCCGUGAAGGUUCCAGUGCCUUUCGCUUGCUCUCUAGCGCACAGGGCAUGCUCACGGCAUGGAUUUUAAUUGCUGACAAAACCUGUAAAUAAAGUUUUCUGACUGUGUCUGGUGGAAGGUGGGAGGGAGGCGUGGGUGGAGCGCUGGGCUGAGCGAACGAAGGGGGCCGGUGGGCAGCAGGGCUGGAGCACCGCACACACCCAGCUGCGCUCACCGCGGUGCCGCUGCCGGUGUAGCGCUGCCCAGCGCUGGGAUCCGCACCCGGCGGCACAGAGCUGCCUGUGACAUGGGCACUGGAGGGGGCACAGCUGGGGCUCUCAUACGGUGAUGUAAUUUGGCCUUUCGUGUUGGGAAUGAACAUGAAAAAUACAUUUAAAUGUGUCCUUUA
This is a messenger RNA of Corvus hawaiiensis (hawaiian crow), 2769 nucleotides long. It is a transcript of the gene OXTR, whose product is annotated as oxytocin receptor. The record is from RefSeq and is a predicted model, not a curated record. Bases 279 to 1451 code for a protein of 390 amino acids. Gene Ontology annotation, molecular function: peptide binding; oxytocin receptor activity; vasopressin receptor activity. The transcript is spliced from 2 exons. Gene Ontology annotation, biological process: maternal process involved in parturition; female pregnancy; positive regulation of vasoconstriction. Gene Ontology annotation, cellular component: membrane. NCBI's taxonomy places the organism in Eukaryota, Metazoa, Chordata, Aves, Passeriformes, Corvidae.